AGAGUCUGGGAGUUUUGGGGCCGAAGUCUUCCCCAGAGCAGCUGCCUUGAUGUUUACUUUGACAAGUAGUGACUGAAAAGUUCCACCAGGUGAGAAGAGUGAUGACCAUCCUUUUCCUUACUAUGGUUAUUUCAUACUUCGGUUGCAUGAAGGCUGCCCCCAUGAAGGAAGCAAACGUCCGAGGACAAGGCAGCUUGGCCUACCCAGGUGUGCGGACCCAUGGGACUCUGGAGAGCGUGAAUGGGCCCAAGGCAGGCUCCAGAGGCCUGAAUUCCUUGGCUGACACUUUUGAACACGUGAUAGAAGAGCUGUUGGAUGAGGACCAGAAAGUUCGGCCCAAUGAAGAAAACAAUAAGGACGCGGACUUGUAUACUUCCAGGGUGAUGCUCAGUAGUCAAGUGCCUUUGGAGCCUCCUCUUCUCUUUCUGCUUGAGGAAUACAAAAAUUACCUGGAUGCUGCAAACAUGUCUAUGAGGGUCCGGCGCCACUCUGACCCCGCCCGCCGUGGGGAGCUGAGCGUGUGUGACAGCAUUAGCGAAUGGGUAACAGCGGCAGAUAAAAAGACUGCAGUGGACAUGUCGGGCGGGACGGUCACGGUCCUUGAAAAAGUCCCCGUAUCAAAAGGCCAACUGAAGCAGUACUUCUAUGAGACCAAGUGCAAUCCCAUGGGUUACACAAAGGAGGGCUGCAGGGGCAUAGACAAAAGGCAUUGGAACUCCCAGUGCCGAACUACCCAGUCGUACGUGCGGGCCCUGACCAUGGAUAGCAAAAAGAGAAUUGGCUGGCGAUUCAUAAGGAUAGACACUUCCUGUGUAUGUACAUUGACCAUUAAAAGGGGAAGAUAGUGGAUUUAUGUUGUAUAGAUUAUAUUGAGACAAAAAUUAUCUAUUUGUAUAUAUACAUAACAGGGUAAAUUAUUCAGUUAAGAAAAAUAAUUUUAUGAACUGCAUGUAUAAAUGAAGUUUAUACAGUACAGUGGUUCUACAAUCUAUUUAUUGGACCUAUCCAUGACCAGAAGGGAAACAGUCAUUUUGCGCACAACUUUAAAAAGUCUGCAUUACAUUCCUCGAUAAUGUUGUGGUUUGUUGCCGUUGCCAAGAAUUGAAAACGUAAAAAGUUUAAAAAAUAAUAAUAAAUUGCAUGCUGCUUUAAUUGUGAAUUGAUAAUAAACUGUCCUCUUUCAGAAAACAGACAAAAAAAAAAAAACAAAACAAAAAUUUGAACCAAAACAUUCCGUUUACAUUUUAGACAGUAAGUAUCUUCGUUCUUGUUAGUACUAUUAUCUGUUUUACUGCUUUUAACUUCUGAUAGCGUUGGAAUUAAAACAAUGUCAAGGUGCUGUUGUCAUCGCUUUUACUGGCUUAGGGAAUGGGGGCUGGGAGGGGUAUAUUUUUGUUUGUUUUGUGUUUUUUUUUGUUUGUUUUGUUUUUUUUGUUUGUUUUGUUUUUUUUUUUAGUUCCCAUAGGGAGUAGGGAUGGGGAAAGAAUUCCUUCAAUAUAUAUUCUGGUUGAUAAGAGAUUUAUUUGUAUGUUGUAAAGAUGUUUGCAAUAUCAAUCAGAUGACUGGAAAAUGAAUAAAAAUUAAGGCAACUGAACAAAGUGCUCACUCCACUUCCCAUGAUGCACCUCCUAGGCUCCCACUCGCCCUUUGGGCCUUGGUCAGGGGAGGCUCCUUUUGUCUGAAAGACCUACAUUUUCUUAGAGCACAUUCUUUCCCUCCCUCCCCCUUUGGUCCCCUCUUUGUUUUGUUUUCUCUCAAAGGAAGAAAAAUCAGUUGCGCGCUCUGAAAUAAUUUACCACUGCUGUGAACGAAUGAACAAAUUUUGUCAUUGUGGCACUCAUAUAAGCAUGGAGAGCAGGGAUUUCUUUCUUUUCUUUUCUUUUUCUUUUUCUUUCUUUUAUUUUUUUUAAGAAGAGAAAAAGACAACAAAACACAAAAAUGAAGAUUCUUUUUUACGAGGGGUAAACGUUGGGUAAAUCAUUGUAAGACUUCACAGAAUCAUGGUAAGGCUUAAAAAUUAUCUUGCAAGCAAAAGGUGGAGUUCUGUACGGACCCAGAAACGCCUAGUUCAGAGUAGGAGUCCACACGCCAGUGAAAUGAGACUGAAGAGCAGCCAUAUGGAGGCUGUGUGGAGCUGACAUGUCAUUUCCGGGCAGUGCGGGAGAAAUUCCUGAGUGGCCACCCUGAGGUCUAGGUGGGGGUGGGGAAUGGUACUUCAGACAUUCCAGAAGGGAGGACUCUGAAGGACCUUUCAAAGGUGGCUCUGGAAUGACUAUGUCAAGUUGCUUGGACCUCGCGCUUUAAGUGCCUACAUUAUCUAACUGUGCUAAGAGGUUCUCGCUGGAGGACCCCACUCAAGUUGACUUAUGCUCUCCACCCCUGGGUAAUUUGUCCUAAAGCUGGAUAAGCCUGGAGCAGGUUCAGAACCAAAUAUGGCAUUGUGAUCUUGAGACUGAUACAAUGAGAGAGAAGAUGCUUACGACAUGAACACUUACUGCUUUGAAAUUAGACUUGAGGAAACCAGGGUUUUGUCUUCUGAGAACUUUUGGUAAAGGGGAAGGGACAGGAAAAGGCCCCAAAACUCAGGUUGGAUGACCCAAGGCUACUGACAGAAAAUUUUGUCCAGAGACAAGACUUCGAGGUGUCUGCACAUCUAGGACACCUAAGGCUUGAAAAGGUGCCUUGUUCAAUGGAAGAGGCCAGGACUGAGCUGACAAAGUGUUGCUCCCCAGUGAAGGCCUCAGCAACCUCCUGACCAUCCUGUCUGUUCAUGGAGAGGGUCCCUGCCUCACCUCUGCCAUCUUGGGUUUGGAGAAGUAAAGUUGGGAGUCUGGAAGAGUGGUCCUGGGAGAAAUAGUGCUAAACCCACUCCCCCGUUAAGCCCCCUAUCCAAAUCUGAGAAUGUCCUAGACCAGGGUCCUUGAAUAGCAGAAAGCCUCCAGAAGUUGCUGCAUCUUAGUAGGUUGGGUGAAGGGUCAGCAAAAGAGGACGUCCACCAUGACCCAGGGAAUGAAGAUACUAUCAGCAAAUAAUUUCUAUUUGUUCAGUCUUUCAUUUAGAAUGAGCCGAGCCUAUCCUUUACGAUACCAUCUGAACACCUAUCCUUAAAAGAGGGAAGAUUUUAGUAGAGGUUUGUUUUGUGCUGUUUGAAAAUAUUGUCUUUGUAAUUAUUUUUGACAUGUAAUGAAUAUCUGCUGUAUGUUAACUUUUUGCAGCUUGCUUCUGAGGGACAAAAUUAUAAAACAGGAAGUCCCCGUCACAAUCUCAAAGUUCUGCAAAGGCCAGAUCUGUUACGUGGUUGAAUAGGAGACCCCGAGCAAUUGUGUGGUCACUGGCUCUCUCUUACCCCAUAGGUUACAUCACAGUCACACGCUUGGUGGCUUAUGUUGACCUAAGAUUUAUUUUGUUAAAAUCUUUCUCUGUUGCUGUUCAUUUUUGUUCUGUUCAGUUCUGUUUUGUUUUGUUUUUUUUUAAAGUCUUGCUGUGGUCUCUGUGGCAGAAGUGUUUCAUGCAUGCCGGCAGGCCUGUUGCUUUUUUAUGGUGAUUCCCAUUGAAAAUGUAAGUAAACGUCUGUGGCCUUGUUUUCUCUAUGGUAAAGAUAUUAUUCACCAUGUAAAACAGACAAAAAAAAUAUUUAUUGUAUUUUAGUAUAUUUAUAUAAUUAUGUUAUUGAAAAAAAAAUUGGCAUUAAAACUUAACCGCAUCAGAAGCCUAUUGUAAAUACAAGUUCUA
Zalophus californianus (California sea lion) is the source of this 3732-nucleotide messenger RNA. RefSeq names its product brain derived neurotrophic factor (gene BDNF). The transcript has 2 exons. The coding region runs from base 102 to 845 and encodes 247 amino acids. The record is from RefSeq and is a predicted model, not a curated record. Gene Ontology annotation, biological process: neuron projection morphogenesis; positive regulation of peptidyl-serine phosphorylation; nerve development. Lineage: Eukaryota; Metazoa; Chordata; Mammalia; Carnivora; Otariidae. Gene Ontology annotation, molecular function: nerve growth factor receptor binding; growth factor activity.